UUGUUAAUUUCCUAUGGACCCCUUCAGUUCUUCAAUACUACUGACAUGCAAAAGAUUCAUACAUUGAAGUUCUCAUUGGAUGAGGAGAAUACUCAGAAUCUUACUCUGCUUCUUCCCAGUACCUGGAGUGGGUCCUUGCUGGAGUACCAGAUCAAUAUCACAAGUCUACUCUCUACCAGCUCUGUUGCAGUCUCUGUCAGCCUCUUUUCCAGCCUCUGCCAAUACUUCCAUGUGCCCAGCCUGACAUGGAGAACAGAUGGCAUGAGCCCAAGCAAUGCCAGCCUUCCCCAUCAAGCCGUGUGCCGGGCCCAGCAUCUAACUCUGUUUGGAGCAAGUCUGUUUGUGCCUCCGCACCAACUCAUAUGGUUGUCCCCUUCUCCCCGUCGGUGGACACUUGCACUGCUGUGCUGCUUGGUUCUCCUAUCUCUAUAUCUGCUGCUGGUCCUGAUAACGCACAAGCUGGACCAUCUGGACUUGUCACGGGUAGGAACCAUUCCUCUGUGUGGUCCGCAAGGCCAGUACAGAUACUGGGUGCUGGUGAAGACAGGCUGGAGGAGGGAGGCAGGCACUACUGCCCAUGUUGGCAUAAACCUGUAUGGGUUAAACAAAAGUGGAGCCCGUCACUUGAACAGCAAGGGAGGCUUAACCACAGGAAGCGUCAAUAUGUUCCAGGUUGAAACAGACACCAACUUGGGAGAGAUCUGGAAGAUCCGUGUGUGGCAUGACAACACUGGAUUGGAGCCAUCAUGGUUUCUUCUGCAAUAUGUUGCUGUAUGGGACAAGCAGACCGAUUUCCUCUACUUCUUCCUGGUGAAUGACUGGCUGUCUGUAGAGAAUGAGCGGAAUGGAGGACGAGUGGAGAAAGAAAUUCUGGCAACCUGUCCUCAAGAGUUCAGCAGCUUCUCCCAGGUAUUCCCCCAGCAGAUCUUCCUCGGUUUUACAGACUGGCACCUCUGGAUGUCUGUGUGGUGGCGUCCUGCACAAAGCCGGUUUACACGUGUUCAGAGAGUCACCUGUUGUGCAUUGGCACUUCAUCUCUACAUGACAAUCUGUUCGUUGUGGUAUGGGGCCACUGGAAUUCAAGAGGGAAGCUCUGUUAUAGGACUACAGUCUCUGGUUACAUGGGAAAGUAUCUUUAUCGGGAUACUUGCAUCUGUGAUGGUUGUGCCUGUACAACUUUUUUUCUCAUUUCUUUUUAGGGAGACCCGUAGCUUGGUAUUUGUAGAGGAUUGUGCUACCUCCACCCAAUCUACAGAACAGGAUGUUCAUAUGGAUACAGCAUCCCUUUUAUCCUUACCUGGAAAAGCCGACUCUCUACUGGACAUCAGUUCGCUCAGCUGUGCUUCCAUAAGCAGCAGCAAAUUUACAUUUGACCUUGAAAAAGAUGGCAGCUGGUUUGCAGAAAGGUCUGGACCUGUCUGGAUGUCCUCCUGUGAGAGUUUAUAUGAUGCCCGUGGUGAUAUCCUUACUGAGUCAGGACUUGGUUUCAUGCAACCUCUGUGCAAGGAGCAAAAGAAGGACCAGAAGGGGUUCCUGUCAUCCUGCAGCUCAGGAGAUGACCCUCUGUCAUUAUCGGAGGGGUCCAGCAGCAGUCCACAUUUUACUCUUUCAGAGGAAAAUUUACUUCAGUCCAUUGCUGCAGACACUCAAGUGUGGAAGUGCAGUGAAGAAUCAGACAGUGGCAGGUUUUCACCCCGACCAGAUCUUGGCUCACCCAGCACUGAAAGUGGGUACAGCCUCAUGACAGAGAAUGAAGACUGCUUUAUGACUCAAUGUUGGAGUGAGAGCCACCAGUGGAGUGAUACUAAAAGAAAAUCAUUCUCUUCUUCUUCUUGUGUCUCCGAGGGGACCAGUAAUGAUUCUGAGCUUCAGGAAUGCUGGGAUAUCCCAUCAGCCUCUCCUUCCCCUUUUACAACUCGCAUUGGGGUUCGAUGGAAGCCUCCUGGAUGGCUAUUCCCUCCCUGGAUGCUGUUGGUAGUUUAUAUAAUGUCAUUCAUGCUGUUAGCUGGUUGUGUUGCCGUCACCGUCCUCUAUACCUCAUCGCUUUCUGAACAUGGUUUCUUCCUAUGGCUCAUAUCAUGUACCUGUGCACUGCUGUCAUCUGCUGUGCUGCUGGAGCCACUCAAGGUGGUGUGUGCUUUCACUGUACUAUGCUCUAUACUGCCCCCCAGUGCUUAGUGAAGGUAUGGGUUUGGUGGAGGAGCCCCUUAUUAGGAAGAUAAUGGAUCACCCCGAGAAAGUCCGAGCACCAGGGGGAUUUGGCCUACAGCAGGCAAAAGAGGAAGCAAGGAGAGUGCGUGCACUGAGGUCCAUGAUUCAGAGUUGUACGGGUUACAUGGCUUUCCUUUUUCUGGUGCUGCUGAUGUAUUUCCACGUCAGUUUUCAUGACAACAACAUCCGACUCCUUCACUCGACUAUAAAGCACUCUAUUACUGACUCCACCUUUGAAAAUAAUACAAUACGAAGUGCUUCUAACGCAUGGCACUGGCUACACAUCACACUACCUGCUCACCUGUACCGGGAUCAUCGACUGAAACUCAUGAGGUCACCUCGUUUGUGCCGGCUUCAUAGUCUACCUUCUAACGUGUUAGGUUGGGCUUCGACUCUACAGUCUCCGCCACUCUCACAGCCAGGCACUAAUUUUACUGUGGGGUCAAACUUUCCAAUGGAUUCUGCAAGCUUGCUAAAGAAACCAUGUUUUGAACUUGGUGACACAAAGGAGAAGGCGUUCAACUUGAUCCGAGCCUUGAAUAACUUUCAUUGGAUCAGUAAGAGCAUUCUUCAAGUGGAGAUCACACAGUAUCACAAAGAUGUUGGUCUUUAUAUUUCCACCAUUGUUCAUCUGGAUCUGUCGCCCUAUGGAAGCAGGGCUUUCAAGCUCUCCAUCCUCCCAUUCCAUCUUGAGAAGCCAGGACAUGGUCUGAAUCUGCCUAUGGCACUAGCAUUCUCCCUCUUGCUUGCUGCUCUGCUUUUUCUGUAUCCUGAACUGGCUGCCUUAGUUGGAUUCUGCUCUUCAGGUUCAUCCUACUCUCCCCGCUGGACGCGGCUACUUCUUGGGUUGGCAUCUGCAGCCACAGGUUUUGUGCACAUUGGCAGAGUUUGGCUAACAAAGCAUCGGAUGGAACAAUAUCAGGCAAAACCCUGGGCGUUUAUCAGCCUGUAUGAUGUAGCAUUGCUUUCGCGAACACAGGUUGCCCUGUCUGCCACUCUGCUAUUACUGAUCAUGUUGAAGGUUGCACAACAGUUUCGGUUUGUGCGGCGCUGGGCGGUGUUUGUUAAAACAUUCCAGUUGUUAUGGAAGGAAUUACCUGGUUUGGUACUUUUUAUUGCUGCCUUUAUGCUGGCACUGACUCAUUGCAUUAACCUGGUGACCGUUGUAUUAUUACCAGCACUCAGUAUCUCCUGCAACAAAAUUUCUGACUUGCUGUGGAAUGGUCAGAGCUUCUGGCCCAUGCUAAAGUGUAUCCCUUGUCUUGGAUGGUUGGGUCUGAGUGUCUUGCUGGUGUGCAGGGGGCUUCUGUGUGGUUCAGUACUGACUAGUUAUCGUCGUACCCGAGUAGAAUGUUACCGUCUGGCUCUCGAACCUCAAGAUUACGAGAUGAUUGACUUCUUUGUGAAAAGGUUUAAGCUGUGGCUGGGAGUCAACAAAGUGAAAGAGUAUCGCCAUAGCGUGAGAUUUGAAGGCCAGGGACCUAAUUCGACCAGAUCAUCCCCAGCCUCCUCCCAUAUGCCAGCUAAGACUGAACUGGUUCAUCGGCCACCUUCAGCCGAAGAACAAGACCUGUUUUCUUCAAGCAGUCCUCGCCCUGUUCUUUCACCUGCUCUGGCAGUGGAACAUCUUCCCAGAGCAAUCUCAGACCUGCUGGAAAAAAUGGACAAAGUCACCCUGGUCCUGAAAGAAGUGAGCACCUUGGAGCAGAGACUCAGACUUUGGCAAAUAAUGCAUACAUCUACCAAGGUGCUGCAUAAAGAAACUCCCAUCCCCACAAUUGAUAAGCAACUUCUACCUCGGACAUACAGUACUUUUUCUGAAUCUGCCCUAACUCGCAUAAAGUCAAGGAUUGUCAAGUCUAACAGCUACAGGUUCUCACGCUGGGCAGCACCUUUAAAUAUAGGCUUGCCAAGGCACCCUGCAUCAGCUGGCCAGUGCGGCAGAGCCAAAUUGCCAACAAGGAGACCCCACAGUCAAGAUAGUUCACAAGGCCUCAAACAAAAUGAAGAUCUUAAUUGUCCAUUUCCUCUGAAACGUAGAGCCUGGGACUCAGAGAAACCAGGGCCGUUGUACCACAGUCCAAGUGUGACUAGUGUUAAAGGGAGUACAUUGUCUUAA
Molecule: messenger RNA, 4330 nt
Organism: Staurois parvus
Lineage: Eukaryota; Metazoa; Chordata; Amphibia; Anura; Ranidae
Source: the annotation of a GenBank genome assembly